UGGCUUGCUGGGGGACACACGAUUUCUCUAACUCUCCUCUUCCCUGCUUAGAAGUAUGGCCAGCUGUGUGUAGCACCUCCAACAGGUGCCGCCGCCCUGCCGCGCCUGGGCCGUCUGAAGACCCACCAUGUGGGAGCUCAGGGUUUCCACCUUGUGCCUGUUUGGCAUCUUCUUUGGCUCCUGCAGAGGAGGGAAAUUGCUUGCUUCUCAAGAAGGGGAGAAGUGUCCACAAAUGCAGAACGAAGGUCUCCGGCUGGACCAGAGCAGUGAUGAAUAUGUCAAUAUAACAGGAUUCAAUCUUAUUAAAAGGUUUGCUUUCCUGAAGACCUCGGCGGUUAAGAAGAUUCGCAACCCCAAAGGCCCAAUGAUUUUGCGACUGGGCGGCACCCCUCUCGUCCGGCCCACAAAACAGCUGUUUCCCCUGGGCUUGCCAGAUGAAUUCACCUUGGUGCUCACUCUGCUCUUGAAGAAACAGACCAGCAAAGAGAACUGGUAUCUCUUCCAGGUCACCGACCGUCAGGGUUACCCUCAGCUCUCCCUGGGGAUCAACAGCAAAGAGCGAAGUCUGGAGUUCCAGGCCAAGGGCCAGGAUGAGGAGUUCAUCAGUGCCGUUUUUGCCGGCAAAGGGGUUUCCUCCCUUUUCGAUCUGAAGUGGCACAAGAUGGCCCUCAGCGUCCAAAGCCAGGUGGUCUCGGUCCAUAUUGACUGCAGCUACAUCUCAUCCAAGCCAAUGCCGCUCCGCCGGCGGUUGGUCAGUGAAGGCAACGCAUUUGUUGGACUGGAUGCCACGCAGGGUGCGCCUGUGUCGUUUGACAUUCAGCAACUGCACAUUUACUGUGACCCGGCCAUGGCAAUGCAUGAGGGAUGUUGUGAGAUCUCCGAUAACGGGUGUUUUCCUGAAGCCUCUAAAACCCGUCGGGAUGUAGAAGUCAUGCAGAGUAAUGACCUGAUAGAGAUCAACCCCCAGACAGAAGGCAAGGUCUAUACACGUUGCUUCUGCUUGGAGGAGACUCAAAGCAAGCAGGAGGUGGUGAGAGGUUCCAGAAAGGUUGCUGUGAAAGGUGAUCAAGGAGAGAAGUGUCCCCCAUGUCCACAGAGGUCACCGCAUGCAAAUGCUACUCUGGGUCCCCCUGGCUUAAAGGGUGGGAAAGGCGAACGUGGACCAUCAGGAGCCCAUGGAUCCAAAGGGGAGAAAGGCGAUCGGGGUGCUGACUGUGUCCGGAUCUCACCUGAAGCUCCGUUACAGUGUGCCGAAGGCCCAAGUGGGGAGAAAGGAGAGCGAGGAGAAAAGGGUCCUCCAGGACUGGCUGGAACACUUGGACAAAAGGGGCAGAAGGGUGAGAAAGGCGACUUCGGGCUUCAAGGCAAGCCAGGGAGCCCAGGGCGUGACGGCCGGGCCGGGGAGAUCUGCGUGGUGGGACCGAAAGGCCAGAAGGGUGACCCAGGCUUCGUUGGUCCUGAAGGGCUCGCUGGGGAACCCGGACCCCCAGGGCUGCCAGGCCCACCUGGAAUUGGCCUUCCAGGGAAACCGGGCGAUCCUGGUGGUCCCCCAGGACUGAAAGGAGAGAAGGGGGGUUCGGGACCUCCAGGGCCCGGCGGGUCAACCGGAAAGCCAGGGAAACCAGGAGUCCCAGGCUUUAAAGGAGACAAGGGAGAUCCAUGUGAGAUUUGUCCCACAAUCCCUGAAGGAAUAACUAACACUGUCAGCAUCCCUGGGAAACCAGGGCCCAAGGGAGAACCCGGCCCUCCAGGGAAACCAGGCAAAUCGGACAAGCCUGGCCUUUCAGGAACCAAAGGCAACAGGGUAGGUGUCAGAUCCAGCUGCUGGACAGAUUUAUUUUCAAUAUUCCUAGGCUGCCUUUUGGUAGAAGAGACCCUCCCAAGGCGGCUUACACAAAAAAGAUCCAUACAGUCUCAGCUGCUUCCGCCAAUUGCUGAUAAUGACAUUAAGAGCGUCAUCAAACCGGUUUUCUCCGUGACUUCUUUUGUUUUUCAGGGGGACCCUGGGAUCAAUGGCAUUAAAGGAGAGAAGGGUGAGCCGUGUCUGUCAUGCAGCCCUGCGAACCUCAUGUCUCAGUUGCAACCUUCUGGAAAAGAAGGGUCCAAAGGAGAGCCAGGACCUCCUGGGAUUGGACUUCCUGGCCUUCCCGGCAAGGCAGGGCCCCCAGGGCUGGCUGGACUCAAAGGGGAAAAGGGAGAUAUUGGAGCUGUAGGCAAACCUGGAGUCCGAGGAGACAAAGGGGACACUGGAGGUUCAGGAACCAAGGGUGAGAAGGGGGAGCCUUGCAUGGAGUGCCCUGCCUCUCUAGAAGGUGGGAUGACCACGGUUGCCGUACCGGGGCAUCCAGGAGAGAAGGGCGAGCCAGGACUUCCUGGUGCUGGGCUUCCGGGAAAGCCAGGAAAACCUGGAGAAACUGGCAUGAAAGGACAGAAGGGUGAUGCAGGAAACACGGGAGAUCCUGGCAUACCGGGCACAGCGGGUUUACCGGGCCUUUCUGGUGAGCCCGGAGUCAGAGGGUCUGUGGGGGCCAAAGGCGAAAAGGGUGAUGCUUGCGACUCCUGCCCCAUCCUCAAUGGAGACCUCUCUGGUGCGGUUGGGAUCCCAGGAAAACCCGGUCCAAAAGGCGACCACGGACUUCCAGGCGUGGGACAGCCAGGCAAACCUGGAAAACCUGGACUUCCAGGAAUUCAGGGACCCCCUGGCUUGAAGGGGCUACAGGGUGAGCCUGGUCCCCCCGGGAUAGGCAGCCAAGGUCCAGAAGGAGACCCUGGACAGAAAGGCUCACCUGGCAAUCCUGGACCCCCGGGACCUCGAGGUCCAUCAGGAAAUGUUGGGGAUAAGGGUGCAAAGGGCUCCCAAGGUCCUAAAGGGGUCAUAGGCCCUGCUGGGCCUCCAGGAGCCAGCAUCACUGGCCCACCGGGGCGCGAAGGCCAGCGUGGUCUCCCAGGUAUUCCUGGCUCCAAUGGUUUAAUGGUAGGUAAGCUGCAGCUCUGUUUGCUUGGUGAAAAAGGAGCCAGAGGUGAGAAGGGAGAUUCCGGCGAAUGCAGCUGCCAACCCGGCUCUCGCGUGGAUCCGAACUAUGUAGGCCUGCCGGGCGCCCCAGGACUAUGGAUCGGGAGCUCCUGGCAGCCGCAGCCAGGCCCUCAGGGACCGCCAGGUGCUCCGGGACCACCAGGCCCACCAGGAGCUCCUGGGAGGCAGGGCAUCCCAGGACACAAUGGCUUGCCAGGACUGCCUGGGCCGGCGGGAAACUUGGGACCGCUGGCUGUUGAGGGCAUUGACGUGAUUAAGAACAUUUGUGGUGAUUGUGCUCAGGCGCAGUCGUCCCAAGCCCCCGGUGGAGUCAAAGGGGAGAAAGGUGACCAGGGCAUGCCCGGGGCUCCUGGCAUAGAAAACUGUGCUCGGUGCUUUGCCCAGUUCCCCAGAGCAGAAGAGCCACAGGAUGAAAGUGACAAUGGACAAGACUGUGCCGGCCUUCCUGGAAUCCCUGGCUUACCUGGAGACAGGGGGGAGCAGGGCCCACCAGGCUUAAGAGGCUCUCCGGGCCCUCCUGGACCAGCUGGCCCCCCAGGUUUUCCUGGAACGCCUGGCGCACCUGGAUUACCUGGUCUCCAGGGCGAACGUGGACCAUCUGGCUUCCCCGGAUCCAAGGGAGAACAGGGUCCUCCAGGUCAGCCCGGUUAUCCUGGUUCAAUGGGUCCCCCCGGGCUACCCGGUGCUAAGGGGGAACGAGGAUCCGUAGGGCCACUUGGGGAGAAAGGAGAAUCCGGUCCUCCAGGCUCAGAUGGUCUCGCAGGUCCCAUUGGGCCACAGGGUCCGAGAGGAGAGCGAGGGGCGGCAGGCAGCACGGGAGAAAAAGGCGACCAGGGAUUCCAAGGCCAGCCUGGUUUCCCGGGACCGCCUGGGCCUCCAGGUUUCCCAGGAAAAGCAGGGUCGCCUGGACCUCCAGGACCCCCAGCAGAAAAGGGUGGCGAAGGGAUGCGUGGCGCUCCCGGGAUGACCGGCUCACCGGGGCCUCCAGGACCUCCUGGGAUACAAGGCCCACCUGGCUUGGAGGGACUCGAUGGGAAGGAUGGGAAGCCGGGACUACGGGGUGACACUGGACCCGCAGGACCUCCGGGAAGGAUGGGGCCUCCGGGGUUCAAAGGGAAAACGGGUCACCCUGGACUUCCAGGACAAAAAGGCGAUUGUGGCAAACCAGGACCACCCGGGAAUACUGGCCGGACGGGGGCCGAGGGAGAGCCAGGUCCUAUGGGACCUCAAGGCAGACAAGGUCCUCCUGGUCACGUUGGUCCUCCUGGAAGUCCCGGCCAGCCAGGCCCAGCUGGACUCGCUGGAGUUGGGCUGAAGGGUGAGAGGGGGUCUCCUGGAGAAAGAGGCCUCAGCGGGAUUCCAGGCCAGCCAGGCCCACCGGGUCACCCAGGCCCACCGGGCGAGUCGGGCAUGGAUGGAGAAGUGGGCAAAGAGGGCCCAUCUGGAAAACCAGGCCCUGCAGGACCGUCUGGGCAGAAGGGCGAGCGUGGGUCUGCUGGAGAAAGGGGGCAGCCUGGAGAGAAGGGCAGAGGUGGGAUGCCAGGAGGGCCAGGAAAGAGCGGCGAAAUGGGCCCCAUUGGACCACGCGGCCCGUCUGGGGAGAGAGGACAGCCCGGCCCGCCCGGCCCCUCGGGUAGCCCCGGAAACCCAGGAUUGCCUGGGACGAUGGGAGACGCAGUCAAUUACGAUGAAAUCCGGAGAUUCAUCAGGCAAGAGCUGAACAAAAUGUUUGACGAGCGGAUGGUGUAUUACACCUCCCGGAUGCAGUUCCCCGUGGAAUUGUCUGCCCAGCCAGGAAGGCCAGGACCCCCUGGUAAAGACGGAGCACCCGGACGGCCAGGAUCUCCUGGUGCCCAAGGAAUGCCCGGACAGAUUGGGAGAGAGGGGCGGCAAGGUGUGCCGGGAAUGAGAGGUGAGCCUGGUGCCAAAGGAGAAAAAGGAGACAAAGGGAUUGGAAUCAUGGGAGAGACGGGAGCCCCAGGCCCACAAGGGAUUCAAGGACCGCCAGGAUACGGCAAGCUUGGUCUUCCUGGGCCAAUGGGACAGCAGGGUAUUCCGGGCAUCCCAGGGCCGCCGGGAAAUACCGGGCCUCCUGGGAAGGCAGGUCACUGCAACCCUUCGGAUUGCUUUGGCAUGAUGCCCCUGGAGCAGCCCAUGUACCAGCCCAAGAACAUGAAGGGGCCUUUAGGCUGAAGAUCUGCUGCACAAACCAUUUUAAAAAAAAUCACCAAAAAGGACUCCAUUGGGAAUCACCAAUGAUCUGGUCUUCGUGACUGGUCAAGGUUGAUUAUUUUUUCAUUGUUGUUAAUAUUUUGACCAUAUUUUUUCUCCAGUGGGGUUCAGCCUCUUGUGAUGGCCUUUUUUUAAAAAAAAACAACCAACAACCCGUGUGUGUAUUUGUGUGUGUGUGUACAUUUGUGCGUGUAUGGCUCAUGUCCUAAUGGGAAGUUGAUAUUGUCAUCUGGUCAGCAAAAUACAUUUCAGAACAAUGCUUCAGUCUUUCCAUUGCUAUGGGCAGGUCUAGCACAUAGCUUUCCUGUCCAUUAGGAAUUAGUUAUUAUUCUUUCAACAUUACAGGCACAAUCCAGUGGGGAGUUCCAGGAAGUACUGGAGGAUGUUGAGGAGCUCCAGCUGUCCAUUUCAGUGUGACUCGUGGGUGGAACAUCCUGGUGGAUUUUCCUCUUUUAGUUGAAACUGGAAAGCUUGGGGAUUUGGAAGGGGAAAGUUCUAAAAUGACAUUAACAGCACAAUACUAUGUGUGCCUACUCUGGAAUAAGUCCCCUGAAUUUAAUAGGAUUUCUCCUAGGUAAAUGUUGCAGCCUAACAACACAAUCCUGUGCAGAUUUACUCAGAAUUAAGUCACAUUGCAUCCUGUGAGACUUACUCCCUAGCCAGGCAGGAUCUACACUACUGCUUUAAAAUGGUUUAUAACAGUAGUGACAACUGUUGAGGCCCAGG
Messenger RNA from Elgaria multicarinata webbii, 5992 nucleotides. RefSeq names its product collagen type XVI alpha 1 chain (gene COL16A1). NCBI's taxonomy places the organism in Eukaryota, Metazoa, Chordata, Lepidosauria, Squamata, Anguidae. The transcript has 72 exons. Gene Ontology annotation, molecular function: extracellular matrix structural constituent conferring tensile strength. The record is from RefSeq and is a predicted model, not a curated record. Gene Ontology annotation, biological process: extracellular matrix organization. Bases 128 to 5227 code for a protein of 1699 amino acids.